CUGAAUUAGAAGCCAAGCGAGCACUCAUCUUUCAGCCAUUCGUUCAUUCAGUCAUGUCGGUCGCGAUCGAUGACCGGUUUCCGGUGGAGACACUCGUCGCGCGGAAUGGCGAGGUGUUCCAAGUUGCGAUUGCUGCUGUAGCUGCACGACCAACACUCAGAGACGUCAUCACGACUUUGCACCUUGUGCUGUCGGCGCCAGACACAACGUCCGUCGCGUAUGCAGAGCAGGUCCGCGAUUUGCCCACCGACUUUCCGCUCCUCUACAACGACAGCGUGUUUCUCGAGAGUCGUGUUUGGAUGGUCUUCCGGGCGGAGGACACGGCCAGGCAACGGCUGCUGGGUUCGAUAGCGGUGCAUGUGCCGCCAGCAACGGCAUCGACCGCACGUGCGCACUCGGCCGAGACAGUCGUUGCGCAGCCCGCCGCACACCUUCCAGAAGAUGGCGCCUCUCCGUCGUUGCAUGCCUUCUUCUUGGACGACUCGAUUCGCGCGGCCGGGCUGGGAACGCAGCUCCUCGCGCGCGCGCUCAACUACGCCGACGCCCACUCUGACCAGCUCUACCUGUACACGCUCCCGACCAUGAUGCCGGCGGCUUUGUCGCUGUAUCAGCGAAAUGGAUUUGUGAUGCACAAGCAGAUCGAUACGGACUGGUUCCGUACAUGGCGGAUGGUGCGAACUCGGCCAAAACCCGCCACCAAUCCGGCAGAUCUGAACGAGUAGGGAACGAGCGGGCGCGUCUGCUCUGAAUUGAUUGGGCUCUGUACUGUAGUUGUAUUCCUAUAAACUGUUACCGAAAGCCGCCGGACUCGAGAAAAUGCUC
Messenger RNA from Capsaspora owczarzaki ATCC 30864, 822 nucleotides. RefSeq lists its product as hypothetical. The transcript has a single exon. Bases 54 to 722 code for a protein of 222 amino acids. Gene Ontology annotation, molecular function: acyltransferase activity, transferring groups other than amino-acyl groups. Lineage: Eukaryota; Filasterea; Ministeriida; Capsasporidae. The record is from RefSeq and is a predicted model, not a curated record.